AUGGAUUGGAAUCGUGCUUCCGCUUCGUCCUUGGUUGAGUUUGAUUUCUCGGAGUUACCCUCCGGGCAGUCUGUGUAUCGAGUACAGUACGGCUGUGAGUUGCGUGUACGACUGAGUGGUGACGGCAGCGGAGUGGAGGUAACCGGUGGCGACGGAUCCGUUUUGAAGGUUGGCGUUGAAGAGUCUUUCCUAUUCGACCGGUGUUGCAAGGUUGUGUUGAACAGAACGGGACCGACACGGGUGGUGGAGACCCGAGGGGAUGGAACUGAGUUACGAUCCGUGUCGUUGAUUGUCGAGGCCAAGCUGGGAGGGUGUUUGGUCGUUGAGGACACGAGUGUGUGCAGUGUCAUUUCUCAAAGACUGGGCACCGUGGACCGGUGGGAGGAUGUCCUGAGAGUCGUGAGUCGUCAGGGAUUUAACGGUAUCCAUUUUACACCUGUUCAAGUCGUAGGGGAGUCAAAGUCUAGUUAUAGUAUUGCUGACCACUUGACCGUCUCCGACCAAAUCGCGUGUAACUGGGCCGAACUGGAUGGUAGGAUACAAUGGCUGAAAAACGAUUACGGGAUCUACUCCCUCACUGACAUUGUCUUGAAUCACAUGGCCAACAACGCGCCCUUCCUGAGAGCGCACCCGGAAGCUGGCUACAAUCAAGUGAAUGCACCAUGGCUCAAAGCAGCAAUUGAAUUGGACAUUUUAUUGAGACAGUUUACUAAGGAUAUUGUCGACGACCGCAUCGGCAUUUCGCGGUACGUUAACAACGAAAGCGACAUCGACAAGAUUUGUCAGUGUUUCGAAGAUCGGUAUUUUAAUCGUCAAUUCAACCUGAGGGAGUGGCUUACGAUCGAUGUCGAGCAGACGAUCUCCUGCUUCAGAGACUCUGGUCACGAUGCGGCUGCGGGCACCCCCGGGACCCGUAGCUUGAAGGAGGCCGUUUAUGAGUCGGUCGGAGAGUCCCGUAAUUUCGUGAUUCCGAGUUCGGUGACUCGUAGAUACGCUAAGAGUGAGCGUGAAGCGCGAGAGCAAAUAGCGUAUGUUCAACAGGCUUUGUGGAGCGAAGGCGUGGUGAUAAAGAACAGCAUCAUGGACUCAAUGCGGGGUACCCUGCGUUACGAGCGUUUGCAGUUGCGGAAGGGGCCCAUAGAGUAUACGCCGUGGAAUUCGGUGGUGCCUUGGUACUUUACGCCGGUAGAAGCGGAGGAUGGGCAGACGUAUUAUCUGGCGCAUAACGGCUGGGUCAUGGGCUGGGGUGGGCCCAAGGGUUUCAUUGAGCGCGGCAGUACAGUUUAUUUGCGUCGGUCGUUGAUUGCAUGGAGCGACUGUGUGAAGCUUAACUAUGGUACGCCGGAACAGGAAGAGCCCGAACACUCACCCGCCCUGUGGGAGUUGAUGCGCCAAUAUGCGGAGCUCAGUGCUACCCACUUCCAUGGAUUCCGGCUUGACAACUGCCACACGACGCCUCUGGCGGUGGCCAAAUACGUGUUGCAAGCGGCGCGCAGAGUGCGACCGGAGUUGUUCGUCUUUGCCGAGCUCUUCACGGGCAGCGAGAAGGCGGAUAUUAGGUUCGAACAAGAGCUGGGCAUCGACUGUCUUGUUAGAGAAGCGAUACAAACCACGUCUCCCGGCGACCAGGCCUGGCAUGCCGUUAAGUACGCGCGGUGCCAACCAUUCGGCUCGCUAGACAACCACUUGGUCAAGCUGGGCGCGUCCGGCAGACUCGGAGACGCCACCACACUCGCUAAGAACUACGACGCCGCCCCGACCCCCCAGAGUUACCGCGCUGCCAACAUGUUCUAUGACUGCACGCACGAUAACGAAACGUGCACGCAAAAGAACCGACCCCUGGACACGCUCGCGUGUGCAGCAAUCGUAUGCGCUUCCGGCUGCUCCGUGGGCUCCACCUUCGGCUACGAAAUGAACGUCAAGACUAACCCCUCCGUGAUCGCAGACGGCGUGCUCUACGGCACCGACUACCCCGUAUACCACGAGAGCGCGCCGCAGAAACCCAAAACGGACGAGGAAAGCAGGCGCUCGAUCCAGCAGCUGUUACGACCGUCUGCUGAGGGCAACCUGGUCGUUUGCUACGACGGCUUUGCCAACAGGAGUGUCGUGUUGAUGGGUGCGUUUAAUUCUUGGUCGGAAGGUCUGCCGAUGGCGAAGGUCUCUGCGGCGUGCGGCACGGUUAUAUGGACUGUUGAGUUGCCGCGGCCGGCCGACGGAACGGCCAAGUUCGUCGUGGACGGUGCGUGGAGGUGUUCGGAGGGUUAUCCGAAGGUGUACGACAACCAUGGCAACGAGAACAACAACAUUUGCGACGAUCGGAAGUUAUUUUCGGCCGGAAAGUUGGCGCAGGGGGGUGCUGGUUUGCCUGGUGGUCUGGAGGUCGACGGUUCGAGUCCGAGAGACUCGAACUGGUUGGCGAGGUCGUGCGGCGUCAUUGAGGGUCGGCGAGUGUUGAACAAGUUGCACUCGAAACUGAGCAGUUUCACGGAGAUCGAGAUUCAGCACAUGGGCGAGGACAUGGCGUGCAUUUCGCGUUACAACCCAGCGUCCGGCGAGGCUUACCACUUCUUCGUGCGCUCGGCCUGGUGGAUGGGUCGCGAUCAGCCGGACAGCGACUACUGCGCGGUCAAGGGAAAAGUGGUGGGCGAGCCACUGCUGUGUGCGGCAAUGGACGCAAGCAAGUUGCAAGACGGCGCUGGCGCAGGUGUGGUAACGGGUUUAGGCAGUAGAUGUGGGACGUUGCGCGAGGUGCACCCGCCGCGUCGGUCGUACGACGCAACGCGGGACGUGACGCACGUGAACUUCAGUUUCUACCCCCCAGGCAGCGUGUGCGUUUUGUAUGCGAAGUUGGCUCGGGCAGAUUCGGAAGUCGUGGCGGCUAUGGAGGAGCUGGAUGGCGUGAUGGAAAGUCUAAGUCUGUCGGACGUGAACUACCUGAUGUGGUCUUGUGACCCCGAGGAACGCGACCGAUCUGCCGGCGCAGCGGGUGUUUACAUGUUCCCGGACACUCGCGCGUGUGUCUAUGCCGGCGUCAUGGGCGCAGUGGACGCACUGGCGGAGGCGCGGCGCGCGCGGGCGAGCGAGUGCGGCAGUUGCGGGAUUUAUCGGAAUGUGCGUGAAGGCGACUGGCUGUUAGACUACCACGCCUCACGCGUGUGUCGUCGAUUCGGGGAGCAGCCGCUGGGCCGCUGGUGGGCACGGGUGACGGCGGCGGUGAAGCACACCCGGCAGCCGGCGACGAAGACGCACGCGGUCGAAGUUCUCUUCGGCGAAGUGCACAGGCGCUGCGUGCGGCGCGUGUUGAACGCGUUGCGUGCAGGAAAGUUACGUCGUGCGCCGCUGGGUGCCGCCCUUGCGGUGGCCGCCACGCAGGUCGUGGGCGAGGUCCCGAGCGCUUGUCUCGACGCAACAAACCGGCACGUCGUACCCUAUAGCACUUCGGCCGGGCUGCCCUUCUUCACAACCGAGUAUAUGCGGGAAUGGGGUCGCGACACACUACUUAGUGUAGCUGGUCUGAGCGAGGCGUUGCAGCGCUGGGACGUCUACCGUACGACGUUGCUGGCUUAUGCGCGGGUGCUACGUCAUGGUAUGAUCCCGAACCUGCUCGAUUCGAGCACGAAUCCGCGAUACAACGCGCGCGACGCCGUGCACUUCUGGCUUUGCGCGUUACAGCGGUUCUUCUACGCAGCGCCCGAGGGCUCGCGUAUCCUCGACGAGCCGGUUGCGCUCAAAUACCACCAUUCACUAACAUACGAGCUGCCAUUUGCCACGCGAACGGUCAAGGACUGCGUGCGAUACGUGCUCUAUGCCCACUACCACGGCAUUGCCUUCCGUGAGUGGAAUGCCGGUGAACGUAUUGACUCGCAGAUGACCGACUCUGGCUUUGAUGUCAAAGUAUACAGAGAUCCAGAGACAGGCUUCUGCCUCGGCGGAAAUCGCUGGAACUGCGGCACAUGGAUGGAUAAGAUGGGGUCCUCAGCCAAGGCCGGAAACAAAGGUCACCCGUCCAGCCCCCGGGAUGGCGCUCCUGUGGAGCUUACCUUGGCUCUGUACCACACGCUCUGUUGGGUGUCCGACAUAGCCACCCAGCUCGGUCUUAGUGAGGAAGAACAGCGCCAGUACAAUGAGUGGAAGGACCAGAUCCGGAAUAACUUCGCCAAGUGCUAUGUUGUGACCACAGAGGACGCAGUACGAUUCCCCGGUAUCGCUGUCGAAGGUGCCUUGAAAGACGUCUACGGCGGUGAACAAGCGGACGAAGACUUCUUCCUAAGGUGCAACUACAGCGUCGGACUCGCUCUAUGUCCCAGGACCGAAAUACUGCCACCCGGGGUAGCCAAGAAAGCGCUAGAAGUCGCCCUGGAGCGUCUGGUCGACGAACCCGAUCAGGUUGGCAUGAAAACUCUCAACAAAGACAACUACCGGUUCCGCGCGAACUAUGACAACGCCAAUGACACUGAUGAUAAGAACGUUGCACACGGCUGGAACUACCAUCAGGGACCCGAGUGGGUCUGGCCCUACGGUUGCUGGUUCGAAGCCUACUGGACACACGCCGACGGACUCAGUAGCCAAGAGAAGGGAGCGGCCAUCAGACGGCUCACGCCCGUCGCCAGAAAAGUCCGGUCCGGACCUUGGUACAGUCUGCCGGAAGUCACAGACCGAAAUGGCGGAGUCUGCCAAUUCGGCUGCCAAGCCCAGGCCUGGAGCAUUGCCACCUUCCUCAGCUUCUUCAACCGCGUUCUGUAUCAGGAAGAACAAGCUGCCGCGCAAGCUGCAGCUGCCGCCGCAAAUGUGCCAGUUGCUGAUAAUGUAUCUGCGGCCAAAGACUCGACCAAGCAAGAAGUAUUAGUUGCUAAGAGAGUGAUGGUUGCUGAAGGAGCUGAGGGAGUGCCGACGGUGACAACGAAUGGAGUGCCAGCAGGUGCUGUGGAUAAGUCGCAGGACACGGUGGUGAAUCAUGAAAAGGUCGAUACCGAGAAUGUGCAACCUGAGCAAGAUGGGGCUAUUCCCUGUACGUCAGGAGCCGCUGGUCUUGCCGUCCCCGGAGAGCCGGUGGGCGGUGAUAUGCCUCUCAAGAAGCAAACCUCCGAAGCAAGCUCACCAGUGAUCAAUGCUGCGGAUUUCAUCAGCGACAGCUCUUCGAGAAAGGACUCGGAAUCAUCCGGUAACUACGCGCAAGUUGAAGAGGUGCCAAUUGACGGGCCUAAUUCGCAAGUCAAUCCAGUUGACAUCUCACAAGUGAGCCAGAACAAUGAUGACAAAACAAUUUCUGCCAGAACUGCAGGUGAAUCUUAUCAGGAUCUAGACGAGGACGACAUUUUUGAGGACGCGGAGAACUCAUCAAUGGAAGGAAACAAGUCCACGGAUCUGCAGAACGUGGACACGGCUCCGUUCUCGGCUUGUUAG
Messenger RNA from Gregarina niphandrodes, 5403 nucleotides. Its product is annotated as putative glycogen debranching enzyme. Gene Ontology annotation, biological process: glycogen catabolic process. Lineage: Eukaryota; Apicomplexa; Conoidasida; Eugregarinorida; Gregarinidae. The record is from RefSeq and is a predicted model, not a curated record. The coding region runs from base 1 to 5403 and encodes 1800 amino acids. Gene Ontology annotation, molecular function: 4-alpha-glucanotransferase activity; amylo-alpha-1,6-glucosidase activity. The transcript has 2 exons.